Messenger RNA from Anneissia japonica, 744 nucleotides. RefSeq names its product subtilisin inhibitor CLSI-I-like. The record is from RefSeq and is a predicted model, not a curated record. The transcript is spliced from 3 exons. Gene Ontology annotation, molecular function: serine-type endopeptidase inhibitor activity. NCBI's taxonomy places the organism in Eukaryota, Metazoa, Echinodermata, Crinoidea, Comatulida, Comatulidae. Gene Ontology annotation, biological process: response to wounding. The coding region runs from base 196 to 480 and encodes 94 amino acids.
AUAAAUUAAAAAAAAUAAAUAAAAUAAUGGUGUCUACUUUUUUCAGGAGCCCAAAAUAAUGAAGAAAUUUUGAAACCACUCAUACAAGCAAUUUUUUUUUUGCAUUCAGUGAGAAUCAAGAUACGAACAUAUACUUGAAAAAAUAAAGGCAUUUAUUUUAAUCAGCUAAUUAAACAAUCCACCGGACAUCCCAUAAUGACGUUAUGCAUACACCAUUCAGUUUGUCUUCUGCUACUUGUAAUAGUACAGCUUGUCACAUGUUCUUGCCAAGACAAUGAAGAGAGUUGCAGAACCGUAUGGCCAGAUUUAGUUGGAGAGACUGGUGAUAAUGCAAAGGGUCAGAUAUUGGGUGAUAAUCCAUCUCUAGAUGUAACGAUUGUACCAUACGGUCAUAUGGUCACUACGGAUUACCGAACAGAUCGUGUCCGAAUUUAUGUCGAUAAAAACAACAUCGUCACAAAGCCGCCAAAAAUUGGUUAAGAGACCAACCAACAUGUGCUUGUUAUUCCAGCAAUAAUUUUGAUACCUUGGGUCGAUAUAUAUAAAUACAUUUUUUAAUAGUUUAUACUUCAAGCUUUGAUAAAUGGUUAAUUUUUAAAAAUUUAUUUGGUGAUGGUUUUUGUCAUGAUUUAAUGUUGAGCUUUUGCUUUCAUUUAAAUGUCUACCGUAUAUAUAAUAUAUUUUUUCGAUUAUAUUUAUGCUUCAAGUGUUAAUAAACGGUGAAUUCAUUUCGUCGCAACACCA